CCAAACAACAACAACCAAAAAAAUCUUGGCUGAUAACUCGGAUUUAAAAAGAAAGGCGAGGAAAAGCCCCAGCCCCUUGCCUGCGUGGUUGGGAGAACGGGAGGGCGGCCGGCGCGGCUGGCCGGACGCGGGUGCCGGUGCCGGCGGCCUCGGCGCGUCUGGAUGCGCGGGCUGUAGGGGGGCGGGCAUGGCCGACAAGCGGCGGUCCUCGCCCGGCACCACCAUGAGCCUCAAGGCUCACGCCUUUUCUGUGGAGGCGCUCAUCGGGGCCGAGAAGCAGCAGCAACAGCAGCAGCCGCCGCCGCUGCCGCGGCAGCCCAAGCGGCGGAAGCUGGGCAGCGAGGACGAGGCGGCGGAGGACGAAGGGGGCAGCGGCUGCUGUGCCAAGAGCUCCGCUGCUGCCGCCGCCGUCGGCAGGACCUGCGGCGACAUGGAGCUGGGCUGCGCCGCCCGCGCCCCCGCCGGCGGCUGCGAGGAAGGUUUCCUGGCGGGCUCCCCGCCCGCCUCCCCCGGCGGCUCCCCCAAGGGUUCGAGGCCCAGCUCACCGCUGCCCACGCCGCAGGCGCCGCGAGUGGACCUGCAGGGAGCCGAGCUCUGGAAGCGCUUCCACGAGAUCGGCACCGAGAUGAUCAUCACCAAGGCGGGAAGGCGGAUGUUUCCCGCAAUGAGAGUGAAGAUCUCAGGUUUAGACCCACAUCAGCAGUAUUAUAUUGCUAUGGAUAUUGUGCCAGUGGAUAACAAAAGAUACAGGUACGUUUAUCAUAGCUCCAAGUGGAUGGUGGCUGGGAAUGCUGACUCCCCAGUACCACCUCGUGUUUAUAUUCACCCCGAUUCACCCGCCUCUGGGGAGACGUGGAUGAGACAAGUGAUCAGCUUUGACAAACUGAAGCUUACCAAUAAUGAGCUGGACGAUCAAGGGCAUAUUAUCCUUCACUCUAUGCAUAAAUAUCAGCCUCGUGUCCACGUCAUCCGAAAAGACUGUGGAGAUGAUCUGUCCCCCAUCAAGCCUAUCCCUGCAGGAGAAGGGGUGAAAGCUUUCUCCUUUCCAGAGACAGUUUUCACUACGGUCACAGCGUAUCAAAAUCAACAGAUAACUCGUCUGAAGAUCGAUAGAAAUCCAUUCGCCAAAGGGUUUAGAGAUUCGGGACGUAACAGAAUGGGUCUGGAAGCGCUGGUAGAGUCUUACGCCUUCUGGAGACCUUCUCUGAGGACACUUACCUUUGAAGAUAUACCUGGGAUACCCAAACAAGGAAAUGCAGGUUCCUCUACUUUACUCCAGGGCUCUGGCAGUGGAGUGCCAUCCACCCACCCUCACCUUUUGCCGGGUUCCCCUUGCUCGUCUCCGGCCUUCCACCUCAGUCCCAACACCAGCCAGCUCUGUAGCCUCGCUCCAGCUGACUACACAGCUUGUGCCCGCUCAGGCUUGACCCUCAACAGAUACAGCACUUCCCUGGCCGAAACCUACAACAGGCUCACAAACCAGACCAGUGAGACGUUUGCACCCCCGAGGACUCCCUCCUACGUUGGUGUGUCAAGCAGCACAACUGUGAAUAUGUCCAUGAGCGGCAGCGACGGGGAUGCCUUCAGCUGCCCGCAGACUGGCUUGUCGAUGCAGAUUUCAGGGAUGUCUCCACAGCUCCAGUACAUCAUGCCAUCCCCGUCCGGCAAUGCCUUCACCGCUAAUCAAACCCACCAAGGCUCCUACAACACGUUUAGACUGCACAGUCCCUGUGCUCUCUAUGGAUACAACUUUUCCACCUCCCCCAAACUGGCUGCCAGUCCUGAGAAAAUCGUUUCUUCCCAAGGAAGUUUCUUGGGGUCCUCGCCAAGCGGAACCAUGACGGAUCGGCAGAUGUUGCCCCCCGUGGAAGGAGUGCACUUACUUAGCAGUGGGGGGCAGCAGAAUUUCUUUGACUCCAGGACCCUAGGAAGCUUAACACUCUCCUCUUCUCAAGUGUCUGCACAUAUGGUUUGAUGAAGCCUUUAAGUAAAAGUACCGUGUGUUUGGUGUCUACGAUGUAUUUCUUUUCGGAAUACGAGAGGACACUGGAUGUAGCUUGUAAAGAGUGUGUGUGUGUGUAUAUAAUAUGAGAGGAAGUUUCACUGAAUUUCUGACUUGCUUGUGGCCAGAUUAUUCUCCUAUUUUGAGUUACACAGAGUUCGCCGUGGCGCAGCCUGCUUUAGUUUGCUGGUAUAAUACACUUAGUUGUAUAACACGUUGAGACAUAUGCAACAAAUUAAGGAAGACUUCCUCCCCUUCCCCCCCCACCCCCCACCUCCUCUGUUCUAACCCCUUUAAGGAAUGAAAUGACACUUGGAGUAUUAAACAACACAAACAAGCCCACUUACAUUUCCUAUAGUGCUAGUGAGUUUCUUUAAAACAUUCAUACAACUGAUGCACCAAAGGCGUUUUGUAAGUUGAUUUCUUUUUCUCUGUUGUAAGGGAUACGAAGGGUACUUGGACUUUCAAGUGUUAAGCAUCAAGCAUCCAGCCUGAAAUAGAAGUUUAGCUAAUGGAUUAUUUACAAAGUAAACAGCAAGUUUAGUUUGCCUUCUCAUGAUGCUCUGUUUUUAGCUUAUCAAGGGCACAGAAUUCUCACUAGGAUUUUUCUUUUGCAGUAUUAGUGUAGAUUUAUGGUUAGGCUUUUGAAGAAAAAAUAGUGAAA
Molecule: messenger RNA, 2666 nt
Organism: Dryobates pubescens (Downy woodpecker)
Lineage: Eukaryota; Metazoa; Chordata; Aves; Piciformes; Picidae
Gene: TBX18
Product: T-box transcription factor 18
Exons: 8
Coding region: 188-1975 (595 amino acids)
Biological process (GO): cell fate specification; morphogenesis of embryonic epithelium; somitogenesis
Cellular component (GO): nucleus
Molecular function (GO): RNA polymerase II cis-regulatory region sequence-specific DNA binding; DNA-binding transcription factor activity, RNA polymerase II-specific
Source: RefSeq, a predicted model, not a curated record